Messenger RNA from Paramecium sonneborni, 489 nucleotides. The record is from the annotation of a GenBank genome assembly. NCBI's taxonomy places the organism in Eukaryota, Ciliophora, Oligohymenophorea, Peniculida, Parameciidae.
AUGCAACCAUUAUUAAAAUAACCUCUUCAUCUUUUAUUGGCAUUUUAGCAACCAAAACACAAAAAUGUAAUGCAAAUUGUUAAUUUGAUCAUAAACUAAUUAUAAUAAUCGAAAACAGAAUAUUUGACUAUCUAUGAUUAAUUUGGAAUUCUGGAAUUUAAAUAAUACAAAGUUGGACAAUUAAAUAUAAAAAGUGAAAAUCAAAAAAUGUUUGAUGACAAAUUGUAUGAUUUCUAUUAAUCCUAAAAAUAAUUGCAAGAUUACUUUUUUACAAAAUAGUUUCCUUAAUAAUAUUUCAUUCCUUAAGCCAUAAUUUUUUCAAAGAAAUGUUUUCUACUUGGAUUACCAUUUGAAUAUUUGAAAGGUGGUGAAAUUCAAUUUUGUGACAUAGACUAAUUUGACUUAAAUAAAUUAUAUGAGUAAAUUUUAUUUUAUAUGAGGAGGAUUUAUCUAAAAUAUGCAUAAAUAGAACAAAGAGAAGGAAAAUGA